Molecule: messenger RNA, 2451 nt
Organism: Leptosia nina
Lineage: Eukaryota; Metazoa; Arthropoda; Insecta; Lepidoptera; Pieridae
Source: the annotation of a GenBank genome assembly
AUGGAUGUUGCCGAUACAUACGCAACACAGAGUCAAGUUAAGGAUGAGGUCGGGGUACGGUGCCAAAAACUUUUUCAAGACUUUCUAGAAGAUUUCAAAGAAGACCACGAGUUAAAGUACGAAAAGCCGGCUAAAGAAUUACUUAAACCCGAAUUAAGUACGCUAGAAGUAAGCUUUGAUGAUGUAGAAAAGUAUAACCAAAAUCUUGCCACAACAAUCAUUGAGGAGUAUUACAGAAUAUAUCCGUUUUUGAAUCAAGCUAUUUUAAAUUAUGUACUGAGUUUGGCCGAGAGUGGUAUGAAGAAGGAUUUACAAGGUAAAGAGUGCUAUAUCUCGUUUGUGGAUGUUCCAACGCGGCAUAAAGUAAGAGAGUUGACAACUACGAAGAUCGGCACACUUAUAAGAAUAUCUGGCCAAAUCGUGAGGACACAUCCUGUACAUCCUGAAUUAGUGCUGGGCACAUUUGUUUGCUUGGAUUGUCAGACAGUUAUUAAAAAUGUGGAACAACAGUUUAAGUACACAAUACCAACCAUAUGCAGAAACCCAGUGUGUGCAAAUAGACGCCGAUUUAUGCUUGAUGCAGACAAAUCAGUUUUUGUUGAUUUUCAAAAGAUAAGGAUACAAGAGACACAAGCUGAAUUACCCAGAGGAUGUAUACCAAGGUCUUUAGAAGUCAUACUCAGAGCUGAAGCCGUAGAGUCUGUACAGGCUGGUGACCGUUAUGAUUUUACAGGGACCCUCAUAGUUGUACCAGAUGUGGGUUCCCUAUCUAUGCCUGGUGCUAAGGCAGAGUUGACCAUUCGUACAAGACAAGCUAAUGAAGGGCAGAUGGAGGGGAUCAAAGGGUUGAAGGCUCUGGGAGUUCGGGAGCUGCAUUACAAAACAGCAUUUUUAGCAUGCAGUGUGCAAGCUACAUCACGCAGGUUUGGUACGGCUGAUUUAGCUACAGAUGACCUAACCACAGAAGAUAUGAGGAAACAAAUGACUGAUAAAGAGUGGGAUAAGGUGUAUGAGAUGUCAAGAGAUCGGAAUCUUUACAACAAUUUGAUAGCAAGUCUGUUUCCUAGUAUCCAUGGUAAUAAUGAGGUGAAGAGAGGAGUACUGCUUAUGUUGUUUGGUGGUGUCGCCAAAACUACUAUUGAAGGAACUACCCUCCGUGGCGACAUCAAUGUGUGCAUAGUCGGUGACCCGAGUACAGCUAAGUCGCAGCUCUUGAAGCAAGUGAGCGAAAUUGCACCACGGGCGGUAUACACAAGUGGUAAAGCGUCUUCAGCCGCAGGUCUGACUGCAGCCGUCGUGAAGGAUGAAGAGUCAUUUGACUUUGUAAUAGAGGCUGGAGCUCUGAUGUUGGCUGAUAAUGGUGUUUGUUGUAUUGAUGAGUUCGAUAAGAUGGACCCUGGAGACCAGGUUGCUAUUCACGAAGCCAUGGAACAGCAGACCAUAUCUAUAGCCAAGGCAGGUGUGCGGGCAACGCUGAACGCGCGGACGUCAAUCCUCGCCGCUGCCAACCCUAUCGGUGGCCGAUACGACCGGGCCAAGUCGCUCCAGCAGAAUGUGGCACUCAGCGCACCUAUUAUGUCCCGUUUUGACCUUUUCUUCAUCCUUAUUGACGAGACUAGCGAAAUGGUGGACUACGCGAUUGCUAGAAGAAUCGUAGAUCUGCAUUGCAAUAAAGAGGAGACGUACGACUGCGUGUACUCGAGAGAAGAUUUGCUGAGGUACAUCGCUUUUGCGAGGUCUUUCAAGCCAAUUAUCACAGAGGAGGCCGGUAAAGUGCUAGUAGAAUAUUACACAGUGCUUCGGUCUAGAGAUGGAAGCGGUAGCGGUUCAGGGUCCUGGCGCAUCACGGUACGACAGCUCGAGUCCAUGGUGCGACUAGCUGAAGCCUUGGCGAAGAUGCACUGCAGUGGCCAAGUCAGCACCCAACAUGUCCACGAAGCUUAUAGACUACUCAACAAGUCCAUAAUCCGUGUCGAGCAACCAGACAUUCACUUGGAGGAAGAAGACCCACAGUAUGAGCCUAAUAUGGACGUGGACAAUGACACACAGACUACCGCAGCAAGCGAUCAAGUCAACGGCGAUUCUGCUCCCAAAAAGAAGCUCACCCUGUCGUUUGAGGAGUAUAAAUCCCUUAGCAACAUGCUGGUAGUUUUCAUGAGGAAAGAGGAGGCGGAGGCAGAAACUAGAGGCGAAGAGAGUGCGGGUAUGCGCAAGAGUGCAGUUGUGAGUUGGUAUUUGGAGCAGCUGGUGACUCAGGGGCAGAUAGAGACGGAAGAUGAUUUACUUGAAAGGAAGACGCUCGUUGAGAAGGUCAUUGACCGGCUCAUGUAUCAUGACCAAGUAAUAAUUCCUCUGUCUACCGCCGGUUUAAAAGCGACGCCGAGAUCUGACCAAGAAGUUGAGGACGACCCUCUCUUAGUUGUACAUCCUAAUUAUGUUGUUGAUACGUGA